AUUGCCCCGCUUCAGCCAACUAAAAACAAAAGUUCAUAAGUUACAACACUAUAAAAUUAUAAACAACAAACAUAUUAGGUAUUGUUUUUUUAAAAACAUACCUUUUUAAUUUACAGGUUAUCAAGAUAUUAAAACCACAAAUUUCCAUUGCCUAUGUUUACUUGUUGUUAUGGAAUUACAAAAACUUCUUGGCCCUUAACACACUUUAAUCUAAGAAACAUACCGUUUUUUAUUUUAUCUAAAAUAUUUUAAAACCUUUUUAUAUGGAUAUUUCGUUUUUCCGAAGCUGAAACGGCAACAAUCAUCAAAAAAUGGAUAAGGGUCAACAAAAAAACAACAACAAUUACAGAGAAAAACUGCAAGGUAAGAUCGAUAGGCAUAUUAUAGACAUAAAUUACCUUAAAACACAUUUGAUAGAAAAGAGACUUUUAACAACAUUAACAUUACCAAGAUCAAUAGCUGAAGCUAUACCCACAAGAGAAAGAAAUUCUAUUAAUUUUAAAAUUCUAAGAGCUGCAAUACAAUACAAAUAUAUUCGGAUUAGAAGAUUAAAACGUACUAUGAAAAAACUUGAAGCAAAGAACAAAUCAGACAAAUUAAAAAAUACAAAUGAAAAGACAGAGAACAAUCAAAGAUAUGAAACAAAUAAAUAUAAAAGUCUAGUUAAAAAAUUCCAAUAUCCUACCAUUGAAGAAUUGGCAGAAUGGAAAGAGAGUCUUAUUUUAAAUAAAACAAAAAUAGAUAUUCCAACAAACAUCAGAGAAAUAUUACACAAAGGAUUAGACUUUAAUGGUCCAAAUAGAUGGAAUGUUUUAGAUAUAAUACCAAAUUUGGACAAAAUAAGUAAUAAUCUCUCGGAUAUUUAAUCGAAUAUGAUGAAAAUGAAACUAAGUAAUAAAAUUAAAAAAUACGUAACUAAAGAAGGAGAAAAAUCAAUUGUCAGAGAUAAGAAUUAUUUUCAAUACCAAAAUGAAAUCAGGAAACUACAUAAUUUUUUGAAAGAAAAUGAAAUAGAAAUCAUAAAAGCCGACAAAUCCAAACAAACUGUAUUAGUUACCCAAGAAUGGAUUAAAAACAAGAAACAAGUGAUAAUACAGAAUACAAAAUUCAGGAAACUCCCUGUAAACCCUACUGAGGUUAUAUAUUUAGAACUUAAGAAAAGAAUUACAAAAUUAGAACAACUAGGAGAAAUUGACAAAAAUGAAAAAUGGUUUAUUUUAAUUGAAGGAAAUGAUCGCAUACCAAAACUAAAUAUACAAUUAAAAACUCAUAAGAUAGGUGAAAAAGUCUGGCCAAUAAUAGACUUUAAAUAUUCAACACUAUGUAACUUAGAAAAAUUCCUAAAGCAACAACUAAAACAGUAUCCUAACUCAAGAUUUGCAAUUAAAAACACGGAUGAACUUCUAGAAGAAUUGAAUAAAAUUAGUAUAGAAGAAAACUUUAAAAUAGCAAGUUUCGACAUUAUAGACAUGUACCCGUCAAUAACGUGGGAACUUAUAGAAGAUAAAUUAAAAAAUCUUGAAGUUAAAAAUGAAUUAAUAAGUUUAAUAGAAUUUGCAUAUAGAAGUAAUUAUUUCCAAGUUGACAAUUAUUUUUAUACACAGACAAGCGGAAUAAGCAUGGGAUCAGUAAUUGGACCAAAGUUAGCAGAAUUAAUAAUGAUAGACAUAGAUAACAUAAUCAGCAAUAUAAGAAGCGUAAAAUUUUAUAAAAGAUACGUGGAUGAUAUUCUAAUAAUAUACAACGAAACAGAAAUAAAGAUAGAAGACAUCAAUAAACAAAUUAAUAAUAUACAGGAAGAGAUAAAAUUUAAAACAGAAAUAGAAUACACAACCAGAAAAGAAAUCAACUAUUUAGACAUUACGAUAAGAAGAUUAAAACAAAGUUUAGAAUUUAGAACAUUUAGAAAGCCUGGAUCGAGUCAGAUAACAAUACGAUACCAAUCCAACGUACCACUUCACGUCAAAUAUAACAUAUUUAAAAUGGAAUAUUCUAAGAUAAAAAACAGGACAAGUCAAGAAAUACAUAUAUCCGCAGAUUUAGCCGAAUUAAAAAAGAAGUUUCUCCUGGCAGGCUACCCACAAAGACUAGUGAAAAAAUGGGAACUUAAGAUAAAUAAUCCUAAAACACAACAGGAUAAUAAAAAAACAAAUCGCAUUAAGUAUAUUAGAUUUCCAUAUAUUAAAGGAUUACACAAACAAAUUGAUAACAAAAUAAGCAAUAUGCACUUUAAGUUAGCACCGUCAUACCAAAAAAUGUAUACAAAAUUAAAACAGUUUGAAAAUGAGAAAAAACAACAACCACCAACAGAAACUAAGAACGUUGUGUAUAAAAUUCAUUGUACUUGUAGCGAUAAUAAAUAUUAUAUAGGAGAAACAAAAAGGAAGUUAAAAACUAGAUUAAAAGAACAUACAGCAGAUCUGAAAUACAAUAGACUAAAUUCUGCCUUCCAUGAUCAUUGCACCAUGAAUGAUUGUACAAUAGAUAAAGAUAAUAUACAAAUACUCCACAAAGAAAAAGAAACAUAUAGUAGAAAGUUUAAAGAAAGUGUAGAAAUUCUCAAAAGCAAAAAAUGCAUAAACAAAAAUCUAAGUAUUAAAAUUAAUGAAAACUGGCUAAAUAUCUUAUAAUCUGCAGAAACGAUAAUUUAUGUAGAAGGUAAUUUCUUGAAAUAUUUUAUGUAAACAGGAUUUUUAGAAUGAGGUAUUUUCUUGAAAAGAAAUAAUUUGUAUAAAAA
Centruroides sculpturatus (bark scorpion) is the source of this 2737-nucleotide messenger RNA. RefSeq lists its product as uncharacterized. The transcript has a single exon. The record is from RefSeq and is a predicted model, not a curated record. Lineage: Eukaryota; Metazoa; Arthropoda; Arachnida; Scorpiones; Buthidae. The coding region runs from base 873 to 2630 and encodes 585 amino acids.